Messenger RNA from Cornus florida, 1308 nucleotides. Its product is annotated as sugar transport protein 12-like. The transcript is spliced from 6 exons. Gene Ontology annotation, biological process: transmembrane transport. Lineage: Eukaryota; Viridiplantae; Streptophyta; Magnoliopsida; Cornales; Cornaceae. The record is from RefSeq and is a predicted model, not a curated record. Gene Ontology annotation, cellular component: membrane. Gene Ontology annotation, molecular function: carbohydrate transmembrane transporter activity. Bases 1 to 1308 code for a protein of 435 amino acids.
AUGGGCUAUAAUACUAAGGGUGAUGAUAAUAAUAAGGUUGAUAAUACUAAUUAUCCUCGAAAAAUCACCAGAUAUGUGGUGGCAGCUUGGCUUUUUGGUGCGGCUAGUGGACUUAUGUAUGGAUACGAGAUCGGAAUAUCCGGUGGUGUGACUUGCAUGGGUCCCUUUUUGAGUAAAUUUUUCCCCGAGGUUGAUCAAUCAGGGAACCUGCGGUAUUGCAAAUUCGACAGUAAUAUAUUGACUUUCUUCACCUCGUGCUUUUACAUGGCCGUGCUUGUGGCAUUCUUCUCGACUUUGUGGCUCGUCAAAAAAUGUGGUCGCAGAAAUUGUAUGAUUUUGAGUGGCUUAAUCUUUUUUAUUGGCGCCAUGCUUAAUGCUUUUGCGGGUAAAUUAUGGAUACUUAUUGUGGGACGUAUUUUAUUGGGGAUCGGAGCUGGUUUUGGUGUUCAGUCGCUACCACUAUAUGUCUCCGGUACGGCUGCAUGUUUUUACAAUCUCAGCAUGAUGGUUGGCAUAUUGAUAGCCAAUUUCAUUAACUUCACCACCUCAGAGAUGAAGGAUGGCUGGCGUUACAGCUUGGUUGGUGGUGGAAUCAUCGCUUUCUUUAUCAUCAUCUCGGCAUAUUUCAAUUCCGACUCCAGAUUCUCUGAUAGAGAGAGGCAAAUUGCAGUGGCAUUUCUUAGUGGAAAAAUAGAAAUUGGAGUGUCGGGUGUAAUGAAAGAUUUGUCCAAAUGGUAUGCCAUUCUGGUAGUGUUGUGCAUCUGCUCUGCUGUUGCUUGUUACGCUUGGUCAUGGGGACCAUUAGGAUGGGUGGUGGCAAGCGAAAUAUUUCCACUGGACAUAUGUUCAGCUGCGCAGAGUAUUACAAUGGCUGUCGGCAUGCUCGUCUAUAUCUUCUUUGCACAAUUCUUCCUCAAGAUGCUUUGUGGUAUGAAGUACUGGUUGUUCGUCUUUUUCGCGUGUUUUGUGGCCAUAAUGUCGGUUUACGUGGCCCUUUUUUUGCCGGAGACGAAGAACAUACCUAGAGAAGAGAUGUCACAAGUGUGGGAAGAACACUGGGUUCCAAUUCUUAAGAAAAGCUUUAUCAAGAAGAACAAAAAGGCAAUUAGGUAUUGGCAUCCACCUUUAGCUGAUAGCUGGGCUGCAAUAACAAAAAGAACUGGCAACGUGCCAAUUAGCUUAGUUGGAGCACAACACAAAUUAAAUGGUCAUGCUGUCAAAGGGAAACAGCACAGCCUUGUUGAAAAAGCUGUUGGAGCUGCUCCAUUGUUUCAACUCUCCUUAAGUUUUCACUCCUUCUUACUUUGA